AAAUAAUUGAUAUUUAUGUUAUUUAAAGACUUGUGGUUGACUCGGUUUGCUUCUUCGUCCCUUCCCUUCUACACACAGUGCGUACUCACAAAUCACUCAUAUAAAAUGACUCCAAAUCCAUAAGCUCAUUUGCAACUCCAAUAGAAAGAAAUUAAAGAGACAAAAAAAGUAUAAGUGUUGAUCUGCUACUUACUUCGAUAUACUCACUAAACUCAGAUCUCGAAGUCUCAGCUAAAAAGAUGAAGAAAGUAGUGCUGAAGUUGGAGUAUCUCGAUGACAAAGUCAAGCAAAAGGUCAUGAAAAAAGUUUCUGUUGUGUACGGGUUGGACUCAAUUUCGAUAGAUACAAAGGACAAGAAAUUGACAGUAACAGGAACCAUAGAUCCAGUUGAAUUAGUUUCAAAAUUGAAGAAGUUAUGCCACACUGAGAUAGUCUUUGUUGGACCAGCAAAAGAGCCUGAUAAGAAGAAAGAGGAAGCAAAGAAGGCUGAUGACAAAAAAGGAGACGAUAAGAAGAAAGAGGCAGCAGCAAUAAAGGCAUAUCCAGUACCAGUUUGCUACCAAUAUCAACCACCUUAUCUGCAAUAUCCAGCUCGUUAUCAUCACUAUCAUAGUAUGGAAGAAGAUCCAACGGCUUGCGUUAUUUGUUAACUUCAUAUCGUGUUCAUUUUGGGUGGUUUCACACCUCUAAUUUCUUUCUUUCAGGAAAUUUAUCAUAUAGUUUGGUGUGUGUUCAAUUAUCACUGUCGUCCUUGAUAAAUUCCCUUACCUAUGAAAAAGAUAUUACUAAGGCAAUUUCAAAAAUAGCAUAGCAAUAGUUUUAUGAUUAUAUAAUAUAUCAAGUUGUAUUUUA
This is a messenger RNA of Capsicum annuum, 852 nucleotides long. RefSeq names its product heavy metal-associated isoprenylated plant protein 39. Bases 240 to 650 code for a protein of 136 amino acids. The record is from RefSeq and is a predicted model, not a curated record. Gene Ontology annotation, molecular function: metal ion binding. Lineage: Eukaryota; Viridiplantae; Streptophyta; Magnoliopsida; Solanales; Solanaceae. The transcript has a single exon.